AUUCAAUCACCACCGCACCGCCGCUCCCCACUCUCCAGCUUCUCAAUUCGUCUCUACUCUUGAAGCGCAUGCAGCCGAUCGACAGCCAUGAUCAUGGCGAAUGACAACUUGAUGAACAUAGUGUUCACCCCUAUCUCCCUCGUCACACUUCUCGGCUUCUUGAACCAUGUCUACCGAAUCUACACCAGAGUGGAGUCCAUCUGGAGGACAGUGUUCAAGGAGGAUGUUACCGGAAAAGUCGUUCUCAUAACCGGAGCAUCUUCCGGCAUCGGCGAGCAUCUGGCUUACGAGUACGCCAAGAGAGGAGCCUGCCUUGCUCUGGUUGCCCGAAGAGAGGAUCGCCUCCGCCACGUCGCCUCCAAAGCAGAGGAGAUGGGUAGCCCUUACGCUCUGGUCAUCCAGGGUGACGUCACCAACGCCGAAGACUGCCGCCGGUUUGUCAACACAGCUGCGACGGUAUUUGGCAGAUUGGAUCACCUGGUAACCAACGCCGGAGUUUGUCCAGUCAGCUUGUUCGAGGACAUCCCCGACGUCACCCAACUGGCCCCGUCAAUGGACAUAAACUUCUGGGGAUCGGUUUAUAGCUCCUACUUUGCAAUUCCACACCUGAGGGAGACCCACGGGAAGAUCGUAGUAAUAUCUUCGUGUGCGUCGUGGCUGCCUGCUCCGAGGAUGAGCUUCUACAAUGCAAGCAAAGCAGCGGUAGUUGCCAUGUACGAGACGCUGAGAGUGGAACUGGGAACCGAAAUCGGAAUCACAAUCGUCACCCCGGGGCUAAUCGAGUCGGAAAUGACAGGCGGCAAGUUCCUGAAUCAACAAGGCCGACUGGGAAUGGAUAAAGAAAUGAGAGAUGUUCAACUGAGCGUGAUGCCUCUGGAGUCCACCGCCGAAUGUGCAGAAUCAAUUGUUAAUAGCGCACUGCGGGGAGACAAGUACUUGACAGAGCCAGAAUGGUACCGGUCAAUAUUCUGGGUGAAGGCGUUUUGCCCUGAUGCCAUCGAGUGGAGCAACCGAUUCUUUUUGCUCCCGCCGCCUGGCCGCUCAGUCGAUGAUGCCCGCAGCAAGAAGAUUGCUGACAUCGCGAAUCGGUGCAAGGAAUCCAUCUUCUGGUUUCUGGAGAUUCUUCCAAGUUUAGCCACCGGAAGUUUCCUGCUUGACCAUAAUUAACAGUCUCCAAACAUUUCCCUUCCGACAGAAAGACAGAAAGAUCUACGGCUACUACUGGCCUAGUGUAGUUAGGGGCUUCAUUCUGUUGUAGAAUGUUACAUCAUUGCGUUCUCUUGUAUGAGUAAUUCACCUUUUCCAGCAAAUAAAUUAUAAGUUCUCUUUCUCCACCAACAGAUUCUGGGUCGGGUCAUGGAGAAAUGGUAAUGGUCUCAGAAGCAGUAUGAUGAGCCGCUGUUUGUUGAGAGGGAGAAGGAAACUUGUUGAGCCUUUCCAUAAGCAGCCAUGCAUCAGCAGGAGGGCUCCCUUGGUCUAAUUCGAGGGCAACUGGAACAGAGGAGGUUCCAUUCAUUUCUACAAGCAUUGUGCCCUAAAUCCAAAACAGACCCCACCAAUGUAAAGCAAAGCAAAUCAACUAAUGAAAGACCAAAAGAGAUUCUCAAUGAGCCAGCAAACGAGGAUCAUAAAAAGGGUUGAGAGCAAAACUACCUCAAAGUUGGCUAGAAAUACUUGGAAC
This is a messenger RNA of Linum tenue, 1681 nucleotides long. NCBI's taxonomy places the organism in Eukaryota, Viridiplantae, Streptophyta, Magnoliopsida, Malpighiales, Linaceae. The record is from the annotation of a GenBank genome assembly.